Messenger RNA from Cimex lectularius (bed bug), 3720 nucleotides. RefSeq names its product centrosome-associated zinc finger protein CP190 (gene Cp190). The record is from RefSeq and is a predicted model, not a curated record. Lineage: Eukaryota; Metazoa; Arthropoda; Insecta; Hemiptera; Cimicidae. Gene Ontology annotation, molecular function: protein binding; RNA polymerase II cis-regulatory region sequence-specific DNA binding; DNA-binding transcription factor activity, RNA polymerase II-specific. Gene Ontology annotation, biological process: regulation of transcription by RNA polymerase II. Gene Ontology annotation, cellular component: nucleus. The transcript is spliced from 7 exons. The coding region runs from base 523 to 3348 and encodes 941 amino acids.
AAGUUUAGUUAAUUUUAUAAAAUUGAAUUGAAACUUUAGAAGUAGGAUUUAGAGUAAAAUAUAUGCUAGCUAGUGAUGAAAAAUGUUAGAAUUAGUCAUUUACCGUAAUUUAUAAGCUGGUACCAGAUCCAAAGACGUGUAGAGGUCUCUCUGCCUCCAUCUAUCGUAGGCUUCUUGAAACCCCGUGUUCAAUAACUUGGAUUUUAUAACUCAGAGAUGGAGCUAGGGAAUUUGUUUCAGUGAAAUGUUCUAAAGGAAAAAAGUCCGUCAGAUUUACGUUGAAGGGUUGUUUUGGAUCGGGGGACGGAUUUUGUGACAACCCCGCACCUUUGGGUCGGUGAAGCCGCGUCGGGCGAAACUGGUCGAGAACGGGUAAUGGCCAUCCAAAGCAGAAAGAGAAAUGUCGUCGGCUGAUGUGGACUUAAUUUUAAAAAAGUAACGAGACUCGGGACGAAUCGCCCUCGACUUCGCCUCGUCGGCUAAAGCAUUAAACUUUCCAGAGAAGAAGUUAAAAAGUUUGAAAUGGCAGCGGAUACAAAGCCUAAUAUAAAACAGCUAAGAGUGGACAAUUGGGCCGUAUUUUUCCUCCAGCGUGUACAGCUUCUGUUUGCAAAAGGUGACCACUGUGACCUUACAUUGAAGUUCCAAUCUGGAGAGGAAUUAAAGGUGCAUCGUUUGAUUUUAAACACAAGUACGACUUAUUUUGAAACACUUGAAAGUGAAGGGAACCUUAUUGAAUUACCUGACACUCUUCCUUACAGCGCGGUUCAUCCAAUAAUCAAUUUUUUAUACUCUGGAAGGCUAGAGUUUAAGCCGGAAUUAUUCAACCAGUUGCUUUCUGUUGCGAAAAUUUUGAACAUAACUAUUCUUUGCCAACUACUUGUUACACAGAAGAAUGAUAAUGGUGUCAACUCGACAACAGUUGGCGUGACAAAGACAGAUGUAAUAAAGAGGGUUCCAUUGAAAAUACCUUCAACUUCAAAAAUUAAUAAAAGCUCUCCAACCGGAAAAGCCCUUGAGGGAAAGAAAUUACCAAUUUGGAGGCCAAGGACGACUUUGCCACUUCUUAGACAGUUCAAGAGAAAACAACUAGAAGAAGAUGAUGAUCCUAAGCCGACAAGAUUCAAUUGGCCAGUUGAUGAAGCUACUAACAAUAUGAUGAUUCAAUCUCCUUCAUUUGCAUCUCUUUCAUAUGAAACGAGUCCUGUAAUUCCCUCCCCUGUACAUACAACUUCAUCUUCUCCACCCCAACAGCAACUUUAUAAACGGCGGAUAAUAACGUCCACUCCUGCGACACUUCCAAAUAAAUUUUUUAAACCUAACAAGUCGGAUGAGAAUAAAGAGUCAAAUGAAAAUAAAGAAGAGGAAAGACCUCCAGAAGUUAGCGAUGACGACGAUGAUGAUGGCCAUUUUGAAACUCUUCAUACAUACGGAGAUAGUGAUGAUGACCUUCCUCAGGAACCGAUGACGAAUCAGUUGAAACCGAUACUGAAGCCCCCAUCAGAAGCUCCAACACCGACACCUAAUAAAAAGGUGAGGUUUUCAUUUGUUCCCGAAGAAAAAGAUAAAGAAAAUGAGUUAGAGCCUGAGAAGCCAGUUGAAACUGUAGCUCAAAAACCGGCUGCGUCUGUACAGCCGCUUGUUGUUGAAAAGGUAGAAAAGAUAGAACCUGUUUCAAAUCAUGCAAAAAUAAUUGCCGAAGUAUUGAAAAAAUAUCCAGAGUUGGUUAAAAACAAUAAAAAUAUAAAAUUGAAAAUUACAGCUCCAGGUUUUGCGCAGAAGACAAAUACAAUUUCUAUGACGACCAAAAAGGCCUCGCAUGGGAAAUCCUCAUAUGUUGUUAUAAAGUCAUCAGUGAAGCCUAAAGAAACUUCUUCAGUGACCAAAGUUAUAGAAUGUAAAAUUGAAGAAUCGAACAAUUCUAAACCCGUUGUGAACUCUGGAGGCUCUUGGACAUGUUCAUUCUGUAGUACAGAAGAAAAUAGCAAGUUCGACUCGUAUUUUGAAUACAGAAAACAUUUAGAGAAUAUUCAUAAUGAAAGAGUCGAUGCGCGUGUUUGCGAAUAUUGUGGAUAUAAAGCAUCAAAACGUAAUUUGCACUUAUUUCACUUGUAUUCGAAACACGGAGUCCCUCCACCGAAGAACAUCAAAUUUCCUAAAUGUGAUCAAUGUUGCUACAUUGCCUUGAAUGAGGGCCUUUUAAUCAAACAUUUAAAUUCACACCAAGCCGCCAAAGAUUUGACAUGCCCUGUUUGCAACCUAAUGUUCAAAACUGCUAGCAGCUUACAAGCACAUAGCGUCACUUGCAAAGCUGAAAACGACAUAAGGGACAAUUCAUGUCCUCAUUGUAAAAAGAAGUUCAAGACAAAUAACAAUCUCAACAUUCACAUUAAAAUAUGCACAGAAAAAAGCAAUAACCAAGGUAGUAAUAUAUUUGAUGAAGUCGAAGCGGAGGAUAGGAGUAUGGAUGUUAUUGAUGUGCCCAUCAUUGAAACUGUCAAAGUAAACGAUCAAGAUCAUUCAUUGGUGGAAUUACCUUCAGGAUUAAUUUUAACAGAUCAACCAAAUGUAGCUUUAUUUCCUUCAUCUGAAUCUGAAGCGCUUAAUAAUGUCGCAUCAGGAAUCGCAACAUCGAUAGGACUUACUGUAGCUCUUCCUCAAGACCCCCAACAGGCCGUCAUUUUAUUAGAUGGCAACUCUGAUUUCUUUAUAGAAGGCCAUAAUUCUGUCGUAGUCGCAAAUGAAAGUGGAGAUUACAUUGUGCCAGAAAUGUUAGAUAACAAUAUGGCGCAGAUGUAUUCCACUCCUUAUUCAGUAGGCCCUGAAACUGAAACGGUGAUUCCGUGUUCUAUUGAAUCCACACAGAGUAAUGAAGAGAUGCAAAAUCCUGAACCGGAAUCGUCUAACAACGUUGGCAACAAGGAAGACACGUUAGAAGAAAAGGCGGAAAGUUGUCAGAAUAUCAGUCAAAGAAUCAGCCUGGAAACUCCUGUUAUUUUUGAUAAUGAACUAGAAAAUGAUAUAAUUGAUGGUGAUUUAAAUGUAGAAAAUACGGUUGAAAACAAAGGCUCGCCGAUGAUAAUGGAUGAAUUACCUGAGGUCAGUAACGUACAAAUAGAAAAUGAGAAAAACGACCUUCCCAGCCAAAUACCAGUUGAAAAUCCCCAUCCUGUAUUGGAAGACGUGGCACAAAAUCCAGAAAAUUCUAAAGAAAAUGAAAUAGUGAAAGCCAACACACUUGUAAAAGACUGGGGUUUCGAUAAUGAUGAAGAAAACGAAGAAAUUAGUCAAGAGUGUGAAAACACUGAUCCGGAUGAUAAACCUUGUAGAAUCAAUGAAGAUCUCUAAUAAAAGCAAGUAUAUAUUUUAUUAUAUGUAUCGAGCAGAUGCCUUUUAACCGCAGUUAUUAAAAAAGUUAAUAUUUUUAAUAUUAUAUUAUAAACUAUAAUAAUAAUUAGUUUUAAAUUCUUAAGAUUGAAACAGCAUGUACAUAAAAUUAAAGUUAAGUUACCAAAGCUUGAUAACAACAAAUGGAAUUUAUUUUAAUGUGGUUGUCUGUUGAAUUUUUAAUGUAAAAAUAAUAUUUACCUAGAGAAAUAAAUCACAACAAAAAGCUCCUAUAGAACAUUUUGCCCGUUUUAUGUAAUUCAUAAAAUUGUACAUAAUAUAUACUGGUAUUUAUUUAUUUGUUUGUAUAUAAAUUGAUUUUGUAAAUAAAUU